Molecule: messenger RNA, 980 nt
Organism: Cydia pomonella (codling moth)
Lineage: Eukaryota; Metazoa; Arthropoda; Insecta; Lepidoptera; Tortricidae
Exons: 1
Coding region: 243-980 (245 amino acids)
Source: RefSeq, a predicted model, not a curated record
UUAUAUAUGUAAUAUGGGGUAGACCUAAGUUAACAUGCGCCGACUAGAGGGUGGUUGAGUAUUUUGUAUGUCAGUUCCGAAAUACACACGAUUGAGCUAGCUCGGUAUUUCAUUGCUGCUCCUAGAUAUAUCUUAAGGACCUUUCCAGUAUUCCCUAGUUACAUAUACAAUAAUCUGGCGACGAGUCGUGAUCGAAUCAGCGAGUGCGCGAACGUGGUUGAGUGAUAUCUUGUGCGAACAGAAUGGCAAAGAUGUCGGUUGGCAAGAUGGACGCGUUUGAUCGGCAAAAAGACAAUUGGGCGACGUAUAUAGACAGGCUGGAGCAGUAUUUUAUCGUUAAUGAGGUGCAAGAGGACCGCAGAGUACCAUUAUUAAUUACCGCGAUGGGAGCAGAUAGCUACGAGUUAUUAGUAACCCUGUGUACUCCGACUAAGCCAUCAGAAAAAACCUACAGUGAACUUGUCAAACUUAUGUUAAAUCAUCUGCAACCGCGGCCGAGUGUUUUAGCGGAAAGAUAUAAGUUUCGUCAACGCAAGCAGUCUAAACAUGAAUCGAUAGCGGAUUUCAUUGCGGACUUGCAAAGGCUAACUAAAUAUUGUGAUUUUGGUACGUGGUUGGAUGACAGCUUGCGAGAUCAAUUUGUAUGUGGAUUGUAUAAUGAGACUAUUCGACAGCGGUUAUUUACGGAAAAUGAUCUGAAGUUUGCUAAUGCUAAGGGGUUGGCAAUAGCGAUGGAGGCAGCAGAGGUAAAUGCGGCAGCUGUAGAAAGUCGAGGUCGUUCAUCAGCGAAUGACGCCACGGCGCCGUGUUUUUCUAUAAGCAACGAAAAAAAAUCAAAUUUCAAGACGCCAUCACGGAACAGCCGAAGUUAUCCGAAACGGGACGAGCAGACCAAAAUAGUUAGCAACGAAGUUAACCGAUGGAGGCCGAACGGACAGCGGCCGAACAAUAGUUACCUGACGGCAGCCGCGCGCAAUUAG